Messenger RNA from Clavispora lusitaniae ATCC 42720, 561 nucleotides. RefSeq lists its product as uncharacterized. The record is from RefSeq and is a predicted model, not a curated record. Lineage: Eukaryota; Fungi; Ascomycota; Pichiomycetes; Serinales; Metschnikowiaceae. Gene Ontology annotation, molecular function: hydrolase activity.
AUGUUCCAUGGCGCGUUACUUUUCAACAGGCGCGUCGUUGGAUGGGCCACUGCUCAUCCCAUGACUUCUCAGCGCUACAAGUACACAUUGGGUUUCAUCCGGUCGGGUGAUCACAUUCUCUUUCUCAACCGUCAGAAGGCUCCCUGGAUGGGUAGAUGGAAUGGUGUGGGCGGAAAGCUAGAUACCAAUGAGUCACCUUACGAGUGUAUCGUGCGGGAAACCUUCGAGGAGACUGGCCUUCACCUCCCUCAGUACAAGGACAGAGGCGUUAUGAGAUGGUUUCGAAACGGCGAAGAUCUUGGGGGUGUGCACAUCUUCACCGCAGAAAUCCUGGAGGCAGAAAAAGACGCUUAUAAAACUCCCAAACUGUUCUGCCACGAGGGAAUAUUGGACUGGAAAUUGCUUGACUGGCUCUUGCAUCCAGAGAACACAGGCGUGGUAGACAACGUUAAGAUUAUGCUCCAACAUCUUUUCGAAGCAGGUCCAGAGUCGGUGUGGAUUUCCACUUACGAUAACUCUGUUUUGGAAAGCUGCACAUACACCGCAAACUACGUGGAGUAA